Solenopsis invicta (red fire ant) is the source of this 1451-nucleotide messenger RNA. RefSeq names its product odorant receptor 13a-like. Gene Ontology annotation, molecular function: odorant binding; olfactory receptor activity. The record is from RefSeq and is a predicted model, not a curated record. The coding region runs from base 92 to 1276 and encodes 394 amino acids. Gene Ontology annotation, biological process: sensory perception of smell; detection of chemical stimulus involved in sensory perception of smell. The transcript has 9 exons. Gene Ontology annotation, cellular component: plasma membrane. NCBI's taxonomy places the organism in Eukaryota, Metazoa, Arthropoda, Insecta, Hymenoptera, Formicidae.
GUAUCUAAUAAAGAGUACUGCUGAAUGCUGCUGAAGUGAAAGAGGCCAAAGCACUUUGAACACGCGCAAACGACGAACUUCUCAAAGAGGAAUGGAAUUUCUUGGCUAUGACUACUAUAAACUGUAUCGAAUCUUUUUAUUGUCACUCGGUCUAUGGCCAUAUGGUGACUCAUUCUUUAAGCGAAUUUAUGCAAUUUUCUGUAUUUUUACGCUUCUAGUUUUGAUAACUGCUCAGUUGUUGAAACUAUUUACAAUGGAAUUCAAUCUCGAGUUUGUAUUAAAUGAUCUUUCGUUCGCUAUUCCUUCCAUAGUUUAUCUUUUAAAAUAUAGUACUUUUUAUAUACAAUCUCAAAAGAUUAAAAAAUUAAUGGAACAUAUUCGAAUUGAUUGGAAUGCGUUACAAGACGAAGAAGAAAUUGAGAUAAUACGGAAAAAUGCCAAGAUCGCAAGAAGAUAUAUGUACGCAUUUGUAGGUUUAGCUUAUCCGACUACUGUUGUUUACGUUUCAAUACCGUUUUGGCCAGAUAUUCUUGAUAUUGUUGCACCAUUAAACGAAUCACGCAAACGACAUCUUCCGUUUUUAGUAGAAUACUUUCUGGAUGAACAAAAAUACUUUUAUCCCAUAUUAUUGCACAUGAAUCUAACUCUUGUCGUGGGAAUUGUAACUGUUGUAGCUACAGAGACAUUGUUUUUUGCGUACAUUUUUCAUAUUUGUGGUAUGUUUGAAAUAGUUAGUUAUCGAAUAACGUGUGCAUUGGAUAAGAGUAUGUCAAUAUUAUCAACAUUAAAUAAAGAAGAUACGAUUCGUGUUAAAUUAAUUGACGCUAUACAAAUUCAUCAAAGAACAUUCGAGUUUUUUGAAUAUUUAACAUCUACACUUUCAUUAUCUUAUUUUAUAUUAGUUAUUCUAGGUGUAGUUUCUUUGAGUAUAAAUUUAUUUCGUCUUUUUCAAGUUGCCACUUUACCAGAUCAAAGGAAAGAUCUUGGACCGUUCGUGGUAUUUGUAUCAGCUCAUUUUUAUUAUAUGUUUGUAUGUAAUUACAUGGGACAGAAGAUUAUAGAUAACAGUACAGACAUUUUUAGAAAAGCAUACGAUACACAGUGGUACACGGCGCCUGUACAAAUGCAAAAAAUAUUAUUCUUUAUUACGCAAAGGAGCAUGAAAUCUUGCAAAAUUGUUAUGGGUGGCCUGUAUUCUGCGUCACUGGAACAAUUUACUACGCUUGCGAGUAUGUCGCUGUCUUACUUCACAAUAAUUUAUUCUGUUCAACAGUGAAACUUGUAAAAAAUGUGGAAUUGUAGUGGCUUAUAGUAAUUUCUAUUCAAAGAUAAUAGUUAUCUUUACAACAUUUUAUAUCAGAUCAAGAAUUUUAAACGAUUUGAAAGUUAUUAAUAAACAGACUGUUGUUUAUCUAUGAAUAUUGUAUUAAUAAAUAAUUAUUUGCACUCUU